Messenger RNA from Schizosaccharomyces japonicus yFS275, 1365 nucleotides. RefSeq names its product 3'-5' exonuclease for RNA 3' ss-tail. The transcript has a single exon. Gene Ontology annotation, molecular function: RNA nuclease activity; RNA binding. Lineage: Eukaryota; Fungi; Ascomycota; Schizosaccharomycetes; Schizosaccharomycetales; Schizosaccharomycetaceae. The record is from RefSeq and is a predicted model, not a curated record. The annotation marks the transcript as partial.
CUCCCCGCGUAUGCAAUUGAUAAUUCCGUCACUACUGAAGUUGAUGAUGCCAUCUCUAUUGAAGAAACUGCCGAUAAUUCUCAUUGGAUACACAUACAUAUUUCAAAUCCCACAAGCUCUUUCGACUUGAAGAGCGAUAUCGCCAAAACAGCCGAAAUACUGGGACAGUCUUUGUAUCUUCCCACAGCAACUCGGUACAUGCUUCCGAUUAAGUACACGAAGAAAUUUUGGAGUCUUGAUGCGAAUUCAACAAAACAAAGAGCGCUAACGUUUAGCGGAAAACUUGGACACAAUGGUGAGCUUCUUGAUUAUAAGAUUAGGCCAAGUAUAAUUAGAAGACUCCUUCGAUUAACACCACAAGAGGUUGAUAGAGCUUUAGGAGAUCAGCAUCCAACUCGUAGUUGGACUCUUCUCAAGCGAGUUGAAAAAGUGGAUGAAUCUGUGUCAUCUAAGCUCGACCCAAUAACUACGAGCAAUUUAAAAAAAAUACUCCAAUGUGCCUCACAAUUUAAUAUGCGUAGACAAAACAAUGGUGCCUUUUCUUUACUCCAACCAAGUUUUGAUGUGAACGUUCAGCUUCGCUAUUUUACUGCACAAAACCAAAAUCUAAAUCCUGUUUUAUGGUCAGCCUUUCCGGAUAUUGAAUUGCUGGUCAAUGAUACAAGUAUAACGAAAACAAAUCUUCUUGUCUCUGAAUGCAUGAUUCUUGCUGGUGUGAUAGCUGCACGUUUCUGCAAAGAUCACGAUGUUCCUGGUGUUUUUAGGUGCCAACAAUUAGCAUUUCCGUCGACUACAAUUCGAGAUUUAUUUCGAAGAGGAUUGGAACAUAGGAAACUUCAUGGGACAAUCUCACUAGAAACAGCAUCGUCAUUUGUUCCAUAUUUAACAAGUGCAUACUUAAGCGAUGAGCCCAAGACUCACCAGUCUUUGGGUUUGACAAAGGGAUAUAUGCAAGUUACGUCUCCUUUAAGAAGGUACGGAGAUUUGUUUAUGCAUUAUCAAAUCCAAUGUGUGCUUGCUGGCAGGGAUCAAGAUGUCGUUGACAAACAUUUCUUGAAAAAUAUGCUACCAUUAUGGGCUAAAAAGGAGAAAAGCCAAAAAAACUUUGGGAAAUACUGCUAUCGAUUUUGGGCUUUACUCCUUAUCUCAAUGCUACCCAAAGAACUCCUACCCGAGUGUCAUGGUGUGGUGCAAUUGAAUAGUGCACUGUCACCUGUAAUAAUUCUAGAUGAAUUUGGGGUAAGUGCUCGUUUAGACACAAACAUCGAUGCAAACUACAAACAAAAGCUGGGCAAACGUUGUGCCGUAACGAUACAAGAGAUAAAUCCUGUAAUGAAUCAGCUAAUUGUUAGGCUGGCAGAAUAA